This is a messenger RNA of Doryrhamphus excisus (bluestripe pipefish), 4963 nucleotides long. RefSeq names its product gon-4 like b (gene gon4lb). The record is from RefSeq and is a predicted model, not a curated record. Gene Ontology annotation, molecular function: transcription coregulator activity. Lineage: Eukaryota; Metazoa; Chordata; Actinopteri; Syngnathiformes; Syngnathidae. Gene Ontology annotation, biological process: regulation of DNA-templated transcription. Gene Ontology annotation, cellular component: nucleus.
CUUUUAUUUUGAAAGGACUCACUGCGGAAGUUGGAUUGUUAUUAGCGGAAAAGAAGCCACCUAGCAUUUUCCAGAAGACCAAUGGAGGUUAGCUUUGUACAACGCUGAUGAGGGGAAAUCUGUAAGGAUGCAUGAUCAGGAGACCUUCUUCAGUCAGGACAGGAAAUUAGCCAGCGUAUCCCUCGUUGAUGCUGGACUUCAAGACGAGAUGAGACCUUUAUCAGGUGGGUGUCGGCUGGAGGAUACGACUCUAAUGGAGACUUUAGAGUCCAGCGAGGAUGAGCUAGGCCGACUUGACAUCGACUUGGACAGAAAGUCCAGACAACACAAUCUGACAUCCUGUAACGUGCGCACCAUCCUGCAUGAGGUAAUUACCCAUGAACGCGUCGUGGCCAUGAUGAAAGCUGCAAUUCGAGACACUCAGGACAUGCCCAUGUUUGAGCCCAAGAUGACCCGGUCCAGACUAAAGAGGGCAGUCCAGCAAGGACAGUGUCUCAGCUGGAGUUUGUCUGCAGAAAAAGUCCUGCUGCAACCACACUUUGUCAACAUUGACCUUGAGGGAGAUGAAGACUCGUCGGAUGAGGAGUAUUGUCCUGAUGAGGAAGACGAGGAAGACACGGCUGAAGAGUCUUUCCUCAGUGAUGGUGACAGCAUUUCCCCUCCCAAAGUUCAACAAUCCAGACCGCUGCCAGAGGGCCUCCAGUGCUCCCCUGGACACUUGAUGUCCACUUCUCAAUACAACUUCACAGAGGUUGCCGGGCCCUCCUUUCUGGAAAGACUGAACGCUGUGGAGGAGGAGCUAGACUGUGCUCCUACCUACACUUCCUUUUCGUCCCACAGGACAGAGGAAGAAGGGGACAACAAAGGCUCCAACUGUCUGGCAUUCCGCACGCGCUCCAAACUUCGCCUGGUGAAUGUGCCUCUCGAGCAGCUGGAGGCAGAGCUACUUGCCCCCGAUAUCACGGCAGACAUGUAUGAGCAAACUCCCCCUCAGCAGGAGGAAGACCGCCACUGGACGCGGUGGCUGCAGGGCCUAAUGGCCCCAGUCAAUGAAGAAGAUGCAGACGAUGACGAUGACCCGGAGUACAAUUUCCUCGAUGACUUGGAUGAACCUGAUCUGGAGGACUAUAGGACAGACCGGGCGGUCCAGAUCACCAAGAGAGAAGUGAAUGAGCUGCUGGAGGAGCUGUUCGAGACUCUCCAGGAGCAGGAGCCAGCUGAGGAAGAGGAGGAAGAAGAGGAGGAGCAGCCAGCUGAAGGGGAGGAGCCAGAGACUGGACCCAAAUUCAAUGUCCCUCAGGCUUUGUGCUUUGACCCACCAUUAGCUGGUAUGCUAACAGAGCGGCGGCGAGCAGUUAGGGAGCAAUAUCAAGCUCUGCAGCACAGGAGAGCCCUGCAGGACACAACCAAUCAUCCCACUGACAGAAUGAGUGAUGCUACGACCACGCUGUCGACCUGGGUUCUUCAGAGUCAAGUCUACCCCACCUUCCAUUUGGACUCUGACCAGAAACAGCAACUGCAACAGCAAAUCCAGCAGCAUGUGCAGCUGCUGACUGAAAUUAAUCUGCUGAGUCGCGGUGUCCGCAUUCUUGAACACGAAGCGUCCAUCACUAAACACUUUCUGGAGGAGCUGCAGAACUUUGCUGUGCGUCAGGAGCAGCUGUUCCAUGCCAGUUCUUUCCGAGCGUGCAAUCUGCAGAGUGCACUGGACCUACUUCAGGAAGUGGAACAAAGAGUGGACACUCCGCCUGCCCCAGCCCCCACAUCCAAGCGCUGGCUUCCCACAAUGACCCCCUCCACAAUAAGCCACGCCUUCCCUGUAUUGCCCUCUGACACGGCCUGGCUUUUUGCAACCCGACCGGCCUUUUUGUAUCCGCAAUUGCUUCCUGUUUGCAGCCUGGACCCGGCUCAUCACGCACGGCCUUAUCGCAGUAGUUUUACUGCAGGAGAGGAUGGGUUGAUUGUUUUGGCGUUGAAGCACUUUGAAGGGACCGUCCAGCCAGACCAUCUGAUCAGCUCCAAUCUGCUCUGUAAGAGUGCAUGGAACAUGAGGAAACACAUCAGAGAGAUGAACAGCCCCAGAGCACCGCAUGGAAAUGUCAUCAAGACGUUCCUCACAGAGCACGCUAUCCCCCCUCUGCCACUGGCAUGUGAAAGAGUGCAGUUUGGGGACCAGCGUCCCCCAGUGGACAGAGACACCUCCAUCAUGCCAAUUUGGCUCAAGAACAGCCAAGAGAUCAUCCAGAAGACAAAACUAAACACCUUUCCUCCACGGUACCCCCCAUUCCUUCCCAAAGGCUGCACACUUAGACUUCACCCGUCUCGGACGAAAAAGUACUCACGCCAGCCUGCCUCCUCCCAGAGACGUAUUUUUACCCUGGCCCAUAAUGAAUCUCUACAGCCAAUCUGCCCAGCAGAAAGAGGGGAGGAUGGGCAGGUGAAGGGGCUCCCUCCCCAUUCCUCUGUGUCUCCAACGUCAAUGAUUCCUUGCUCAGUGGCUCCCCUCAAAGCAAGCUACAUUUUCCUCCAGAGGGAUGGGACGUCAAACGUCACUGCAGUUUCCCAGCAGACUUUAGAGAAACAAGUCUAUAGUGUGGUCCACGUGGAGCAGAAGGAGACAGAGAGCCGACUCCAUUUAGAGACAAAAACACAGGCGGACGAGACUGAGCAAGACAUCGUUUCAGUGUUUGUGUCUGCACUCAGUCCCACGCAAGACGAUGUCCACCACCGGACCACCAAGUGGGGACAAGAUGGAGGGCAAGAUGGAGGACAGGGAGAGGAUGAGGAGGGAGAAGGAGAGGAGGGAGGACAGGGGGAGGAUGGAGAAGGGAAAGAUGAAGGGCAAGGUGAGGAUGAUGAUGUCGGAGGAGGACAAGAGGGGGAUGGGGGAGGGAAAGGGGAAGGACAAGGAGAGGAUGAGGAAGAGGGAGAGGAGGAAGAAGGACAGGGUGAGGACCAGGGAGGAAGAGACCGGGAGAAGGAUGACGAUCAGGAGAGGCAAGAGGAGGAGGAGGACGAAGACUUUGAUGAUCUCACACAGGACGAAGACGAGGAGGAAGUGAUGUCGUCAGCAUCAGAGGAGUCUGUUCUUUCCAUUCCGGAGUUGCAGGAGACGAUGAAGCAGUUGACUUGGCUGGCAUCAAAAAGAAGCCUUGUUGCUGACGUAGAGUCAGAGGAAGAUCACUCGCCUACCUCGCCCGGAUCACAGGAGGAAGAAGAGGAGGAGGAAGAGGGCCCCAAAGGGGAGGAGCUUGGGGAGGGGUCAAGCAGUAAGGUAUCAGAAGACGAUGAUACGCUCACCUGUGAGGAAACACCACGUGGAGGAGGACGAGGAGGAGGAGCAGGAGGAGGAGGGAGACGAGGACGAGCAGGUCAGAGUCGACCUCUUCGGGGUCUCAGGCGCGGUCGGCAGGAGCGACAUAGUAAAGAUACCACAAAACUCUCUCUCCUAUACGAUGAAAACAUCUUGGAUAACGACCCCCAGCGGGACAGCAAAGAUGUGGCAUUUGCUCAGAGUUACCUCAGCCGGGUCCGCGAGGCUCUGCGUGAUGUCCCGGAGAAGAUGGAGGAGUUUGUGUCUCUGCUGAAUAACCUUGAACAGCUCGAAGGACAGAAAGUAAUCCAUGUCUUCAGGAAGCUGCGAUGCAUCCUGGGAAGCCAAACCGAAUUAAUGCGUGAUUUUGCUGCCUUCCUACAUCCUGAACAAGCACUCGAGUGCGGACUGUUCCAAGAACAACAAGCCUUCGAGCGUAGUCGCCGUUUCUUGCGACAACUGGAGAUCACUUUUGGAGAUAAUCCAUCUCAUUACAACAAGAUCAUCAAGGCUCUGCAGCCUGGACCUGACCUGAGCCCGACCAGCAUUAAUGAGCUCAAGGCUCAGAUGGCAUCCCUGCUCAAAGGACAUACUCAUCUACAAGCGGAAUUCUGGGUGUUUUUCGAUGAGCUCCGGCCACCCCCGGCUCGCCCAGGUCAAUUUGAAGAGGCUCAUUGGCCAGAGGAGGGCGGUGGUGGUUCAGAUGGAGUAGAAGGCUUCAGCUGUCUGAAUCGAGGUGUUGCUGAUGGUAGUUUUGAGGAAGUGACAUUACCAGAUCUGGAAGAGGAUGGACAAAAGAUUCAACCCAUGACAAGCCGGCGCCAGAGAAGAAAGAUUGAUUCCCACAGAAGUUACAAGGAAUCCGAUUGGUCGCAUAAAGACUGGAGCUGUCUCUGUCACGACUCAAAAAGCCAGCGACAUCGCAGAAGAGGAUGCUCUCACUGCCUUGGCAGCAAGGGCACAGGGGGUGUGUCCAGAGCAAUGAAGAAUCUGGACCCUUUGUACCCUCAGAUAGGCUCCGUCUUUGAAGAAACCAUAGACAAAGACGUGGAUCUGAAGGUCGACGACAACAGUCCUCAACCAGGUGUUUGCGUGGAUCCCAUGACAUCAUGGGAAGGCUCAUUCCCACUGGCUGAGAGGGAUGACUAUGAUGAAGAUGAAGUGGACCACUGUGAGAAGAUGGAAUCGCCACCUCUUAAGAGAAAAAGAGAAGAAGAGCCACAUCCUCCCCGCGACUCUAUGACCACCUCUGGAGCUCCACCACCUCCAGAUGUUCCUGUGUGUGCAAAGAACAUUUCCCUGACGCCAAGUGGAGAGAAGGUGAUCCUCUGGACCAGGGAAGCAGAUCGAGUUAUUUUGACAGCAUGUCAGCAGGACGGAGCCAAUCAAAACACUUUCCAGAGCAUCUCCAUGCUCCUCGGCAACAAGACUCCCAGCGAGGUUUCUCGGAGAUUCCGGGAUUUAAUGUGUCUCUUUCAGACCGCAGCUCGUCAGGUAAGCUUGGAGGAUGAGGCUCCGCCCACUGAGCUUGAGGCCAGUGAAGAACAAGACUGAUUUUAUGGUGUUUUCACAUUCGAUCUUGUACAUAAAUAUCUGUAAAUAUGUCCUCUCUAUUAAAACAUGUGAGUUUUAUGUUAUUCUUGUAAAACA